Trypanosoma theileri is the source of this 906-nucleotide messenger RNA. Its product is annotated as putative mitotubule-associated protein Gb4. Lineage: Eukaryota; Euglenozoa; Kinetoplastea; Trypanosomatida; Trypanosomatidae. Bases 1 to 906 code for a protein of 301 amino acids. The record is from RefSeq and is a predicted model, not a curated record. The transcript has a single exon.
AUGCCCCACAAUAUCUUUGCAAACCCCAAAUUGGUGUGGCACCCUAUGCCGGAGGAGGUCCGCCAACGCGUGAAGUCCCUCCGCUGGACGAACAGUCGAGACGCGAAGGCGGCGGCGGCGGCGGCGGACCGCAAAAAGACGAGAAUGACCGGCACCGCCUCCGUUCAAAAUAGUCGAGGGGCAUUCAACAGUGUUGAGUCCACACAUCACCCUUCCCACGGUCAGCAAUCUGUCUAUCGCGGGAGAAGCAAUCAGAGUGAAUCUGCACAACAAAUUGGUUUUGUUUUCCCUCCCAAACAUGACAGUGGAAUCGAUUCUGCAAGUGAAGCCGGCCGAUUUGAAAAUCAGAAAAGUUUAUUAAGUCAUCAGAUGCUCAACCGCACUCCCAGUGAACGCAGUAACUUUGAUCCGAGCUUUAAGAGCAAAAUGUCAGAGCAGAAGGAUUUCCCUGAUCACCGUAGCGUUGCGGAAUCUCAACUCUACCCCGCUUCUUUCAUGAAUAACGAUUCCAACAACAAUGGUGGGAGUUUAUACGGGAGCUGCAGAAAGACGAAUAUCUCUUGGAGUAAAAUAAAUGAUAAUUCUUUUUGCUUACAACGGGGGUUAACAGAGGAGAGUUCUGAGAUUAUGAAAACAAAACAUACUAUUCGCUUUCGUGGAUUAAAAUGGAAAAGGAUUUUAAAGCGAAAACGUAGUGUAUUGGAAGAAGCCCUUAAAAAGGAUAUAUCAGCUGCUACUGGCUUUAACGAGAAGGAAAUUUUCUGUCUGGACAUUGAAUUCAAAGUUGCUCUUAUCGUUACUUUUGUUCUUCAACACAAGAGCGAUACGGAGUCUAAAGAAAUACACACUCUACUGCAUCGAUACGAUUACGUGAAUACAACCGCUUUGUAUACUGCCAAAAAUUAG